This is a messenger RNA of Portunus trituberculatus (swimming crab), 2788 nucleotides long. It is a transcript of the gene eEF2, whose product is annotated as translation elongation factor 2-like. Lineage: Eukaryota; Metazoa; Arthropoda; Malacostraca; Decapoda; Portunidae. Gene Ontology annotation, biological process: translational elongation. The coding region runs from base 155 to 2695 and encodes 846 amino acids. Gene Ontology annotation, cellular component: cytosol; ribonucleoprotein complex. Gene Ontology annotation, molecular function: GTPase activity; GTP binding; ribosome binding. The record is from RefSeq and is a predicted model, not a curated record. The transcript has 9 exons.
AGUAGUAGGCGGUGAUGGUGCGGCCACCUGGCGGGGAUGAGGCAAGGCAAGGCAUGACGUCAGCCCCUCCCCGACAGUCGGUCCUUUUCGGCGUCCUCAGCAUACGCCGCCACUGUGCUGUUUACUGUGUGAACUUUACCACCAAACAUCCAAGAUGGUGAACUUCACAGUGGACGAGAUCCGGGAGUUGAUGGACAAGAAGAAGAACAUCCGGAACAUGUCCGUCAUUGCCCAUGUGGAUCACGGCAAAUCGACCCUGACCGACUCCCUUGUGUCUAAAGCGGGUAUCAUUGCCUCCUCCCGGGCAGGAGAAACAAGAUUCACUGACACCAGGAAAGAUGAACAAGAACGUUGCAUUACCAUCAAGUCCACUGCUAUUUCCAUGUACUUCAAACUGAGUGAUGAGAACGCUGACCUGAUUACCCAUGCUGACCAGAGGGAAAAGGGCGAGAAUGGUUUCCUUAUCAACCUGAUUGACUCCCCUGGCCACGUUGACUUUUCCUCUGAGGUGACUGCUGCUCUGCGUGUCACUGACGGAGCUCUGGUGGUGGUGGACUGUGUUUCAGGUGUCUGCGUGCAGACUGAGACUGUCCUUCGCCAGGCCAUUGCUGAACGCAUCAAGCCUGUGCUGUUCAUGAACAAGAUGGACCGUGCUCUUCUUGAGCUGCAGCUUGAGCAGGAGGAACUCUACCAAACCUUCCAGCGUAUUGUUGAGAACGUCAACGUGAUCAUUGCCACCUACAACGACGACGCUGGACCCAUGGGUGAGAUGCGUGUGGACCCCAGCAAGGGCUCUGUUGGGUUUGGCUCUGGUCUCCAUGGAUGGGCUUUCUCUGUCAAGGAGUUUGCUGACAUUUAUUCAUCAAUGUUCAAGGUUCCUGCUGGCAAGCUUAUGAACAAGCUGUGGGGAGAAAACUUCUUCAACAAGAAGACCAAGAAGUGGGCAACCACCAAGAGCCCAGACAAUGAGCGUGCCUUCAACACUUACAUUCUUGAUCCUAUUUUCAAGCUCUUUGAUGCUAUCAUGAACUUCAAGAAAGAGGAGACCCAAAAGCUCUUGGACACCCUUAAGAUCAAGCUCACCAGUGAAGACCGUGAUAAGGAAGGAAAGCCUCUGCUCAAGGUUGUAAUGCGCACUUGGCUUCCAGCUGGUGACACCCUCUUCCAUAUGAUCACCAUCCAUCUGCCUUCCCCUGUGACUGCUCAGAAGUACCGUGCCGAGAUGCUGUACGAAGGACCCAGUGACGACGUCUGCUGUGCUGGUAUCAAGAACUGUGAUGCUGAGGCUCCUCUCAUGAUGUACAUUUCCAAGAUGGUGCCUACCUCAGACAAAGGCCGUUUCUAUGCCUUUGGUCGUGUCUUCUCUGGCAAGGUUGGCAGUGGUCAGAAGGUGCGCAUCAUGGGCCCCAACUACAUCCCUGGCAAGAAAGAGGAUCUGUAUGAGAAGUCCAUCCAGAGGUCCAUUCUGAUGAUGGGUCGCUUCGUGGAGGCCAUCGAAGAUGUGCCAGCUGGCAACAUCUGUGGUCUGGUUGGUGUUGAUCAGUACCUGGUGAAGACUGGCACCAUCACCACCUGCAAGGAUGCCCACAACAUGAAGGUGAUGAAGUUCAGCGUGUCACCUGUUGUGCGUGUUGCUGUUGAACCCAAGAACCCAUCUGACCUGCCAAAGCUCGUUGAAGGCCUGAAACGUCUGUCCAAGUCUGAUCCUAUGGUUCAGUGUAUCAUCGAGGAGUCUGGCGAGCACAUCAUUGCAGGUGCUGGUGAACUGCAUCUUGAGAUUUGCCUGAAGGAUCUGGAAGAGGACCACGCCUGUAUCCCCCUGAAGAAGACUGACCCUGUUGUAUCCUACCGUGAGACUGUUGGGGCUGAAUCAACUGAGCUCUGCUUGUCCAAGUCCCCGAAUAAGCACAACCGUCUGUACAUGAAGGCUUGUCCUAUGCCUGAUGGCCUGGCUGAUGACAUUGAGGCUGGCAAAGUUACUCCACGUGAUGAUCCCAAGGCCAGGAAGACCUACCUUUGUGAGAACUUCCAGUUCGAUGCCACUGAUGCCAUGAAGAUCUGGACCUUUGGUCCUGAGUCAACUGGAGCCAAUCUUCUGGUUGAUGUAACUAAAGGAGUGCAGUACCUUAAUGAGAUCAAGGAUUCCUGUGUUGCUGGCUUCCAGUGGGCCACCAAGGAAGGUGUGCUCUGUGAUGAGAACAUGAGAGCUGUUCGCUUCAACCUUCAUGAUGUUACUCUCCAUGCUGAUGCUAUCCAUCGUGGUGGUGGCCAGAUCAUCCCAACCACUCGUCGUGUGUUGUACGCUAGUGUGCUGACUGCACAACCCCGUCUCCAGGAGCCUGUCUACCUCUGUGAGAUCCAGUGCCCUGAGGCUGCAGUGGGAGGCAUCUAUGGUGUGCUCAACAGGCGCCGUGGUGUUGUCUUUGAAGAAAUGCAGGUGGUGGGUACUCCCAUGUUCGUUGUCAAGGCUCAUCUUCCUGUAAACGAAUCCUUUGGUUUCACUGCUGACCUUCGCUCUAACACUGGUGGUCAGGCCUUCCCUCAGUGUGUGUUUGAUCACUGGCAAGAGAUGCCUGGUAACCCCAUGGAAGUUGGUGGCAACAGCAAGCCCUACAAUAUUGUUGUUGACACCAGGAAGAGGAAGGGCUUGAAAGAAGGCUUGCCUGACUUGACCAACUACCUGGAUAAAUUGUAAUCACAUCACAUCAUCACCCAUAUACCAUGGUUAUAUAAUAUUAAGGUUUAUUUACAUUAUAUUAUGGUGAUUACAAUAAAAUGGGAGAUCAUA